UCUUAUUGCCAGGCAGAAAUAAAAAAAUGAUGGCGUCCGCACGAGUUUUUGGAGCUUUAAAAGCUGUUUCCCGUGCUUCGCUGACUUCUACAUCGGGUUGUCGUUGUGGAGCAACGCAAAGAUAUUUCUCCAUGUCUUCAGCCCUUGCAGCAAAUAAACACAUCAACUGUGAUGUUCAAGAUGGAAUUGCUGUAUUACGAAUGAACUCUCCAGACUCAAAGGUGAACACCUUGUCUAGAGAGUUCAAUGCUGAGGUAGAGCAAGUAAUGGGUGAUGUCUUAGUCAACGAUGGAGUCAAAGGAAUCGUUGUUAUCUCAUCCAAACCGGAUUGCUUCAUUGCGGGAGCAGACAUUAAUAUGCUGGCAUCAUGCAAGUCCGCUGAAGAGAUUGUUGAGUUGUCCAUGAAUGGUCAGAAGCUACUAGCUCGAGUGGAAAGCAGCCCUAAACCAGUUGUAGCAGCAAUCAUGGGGACAUGUCUAGGUGGAGGUCUUGAGGUUGCUUUGAGUUGUCACUAUAGAAUAGCUGUUAAUAACAGUAAAACAAUGCUGGCUGUACCAGAGGUCAUGCUUGGUCUACUCCCUGGUGCUGGAGGUACGCAACGACUGCCCAAACUGAUCGGUGUACCUAAUGCAUUUGAUAUGAUGCUAACUGGUAAGAACAUACCCGCUAAGAAAUCAAAGUCCAUGGGCCUGGUUGAUCGACUUGUUGAACCACUUGGUCCAGGGCUGAUGUCACCACAGGACAGGACAUUGCAGUAUCUUGAACAAGUAGCUGUAGAAGCAGCCAAGGACAUAGCCUCAGGAAAACUGAAGACGGAGAAAGUGAAAGGUUUUAUGCAGAAGGCCCAAGACUACGUAAUGGGAUUAGGAUUUGUAAAGAAUCAAAUCUACAAGAAGGUUCAUGGUAUGGUGAUGAAGAAUACUAAAGGGUUGUAUCCGGCUCCUCUUAAGAUCAUUGAUGUUGUGAAGACCGGUUUGGAGCAAGGCCCGGAGGCGGGAUAUCUUGCUGAAGCUCAGACGUUCGGAGAGUUAGGAAUGACACCUCAUGCUAAAGGACUCAUGGGUCUAUACACUGGACAGGUCAUUUGUAAGAAGAACCGUUUCGGUACUCCACAACGCCCAGUGAAGACCCUCAGUAUUCUAGGUGCCGGGCUAAUGGGUGCUGGUGUAGGACAAGUCAGCAUUGAUAAAGGAAUGCAUGUUAUUCUUAAAGAUAUGACACUAGACGGCCUGGCUAGGGGAGAGGACCAAAUCUACAAAGGGUUGAAUAAGAAGGCAAAAAGAAGGAAGAUUACAACAUUUGAGAGAGAUAGUCUGAUGUCCAACCUGAGUGGUCAGAUCGACUACAAGAACUUUGGCCAAUGUGACAUGGUGAUCGAAGCUGUGUUUGAAGAUAUCAAUAUUAAACACAAAGUCAUCAAAGAAGUAGAAGCAGUGAUUCCAGAGACGUGUAUAUUUGCAUCUAACACAUCCGCUCUACCCAUCACUAAGAUUGCAGAAGCCAGUAAGAGACCAGAUAAGGUUAUCGGCAUGCAUUACUUCUCACCCGUGGAUAAGAUGCAGUUAUUGGAGAUCAUUACCACAGAUAAGACGUCUAAAGACACGGCAGCAUCGGCCGUAGCUGUAGGUCUUAGACAAGGCAAAGUGGUUAUUGUCGUCAAGGAUGGGCCUGGAUUCUAUACCACCAGGAUAUUGGGACCAAUGCUGUCAGAGGCUGUCAGAGUAUUGCAGGAGGGAGUGAGUCCUAAGGAUCUAGAUAAGAUGAGUACAUCCUUUGGUUGGCCAGUAGGCACAGCAACCUUAGCUGAUGAGGUCGGUAUUGAUGUAGCGGCUCAUGUGGCUGAAUUCUUGGGAGGCUCAUUUGGUGAGCGUUUUGGUGGCGGUAACAUCGAUGUGCUGAAAGAUAUGGUCAAGGCUGGAUAUCUUGGUCGUAAGACUGGCAAGGGAUGCUUCAUGUAUGGAGGGAACUCCAAGUCUAGAGAGGUGAACCCAGGAGCAGAAGAGAUAAUGAAGAAGUAUUUGAUCCCAAUGAAAGGAGCGGACUCGGUAGAAGAUGUCCAACUUCGUCUUGCCUCCCGUUUCGUCAAUGAAGCUAUCAUGUGUCUUCAAGAAGGAAUUCUUAUCUCCCCGGUUGAGGGAGACAUUGGAGCAGUAUUUGGGCUCGGCUUCCCACCAUUCCAUGGAGGUCCAUUCCGCUUUGUCGAUCACUUCGGAGCGGCCAAGUUGGUAGCUACAAUGGAGAGAUAUCAAGGCUUGUAUGGAGUCGAGUUUGCUCCCUGUCAGCUACUGAAGGACCACGCUAAGGAUACAACAAAGAAGUUCUAUCCGGGGUAAUCCUAGUAAGACGUGUAAUUAGCGGAAGAUUGAAACUUUUUGUCCAAAGAGAGAUUGUUAUAUUUGACCAUCAUAGAUUGGGUUUAAACAAACGCGUUGGAGAAGGCAACAGGAACAACGGGAAACUUACAAAAAGUUUAGAAUGGUAAAAUCAGUGCAAAUAUGAUGUUGUUAUUGAAACCAUAAUAACAAAGUUUUAAACUUUAAUCAAUUUUUCAUCCUGCUCUAAAUGGUAUCCUAGAUGUUCAUACCAGGGCCCAAUUUCAUAGAGCUGCUAAAACAGCAAAUAUUGCUUACAAAUUUUCUGCUUAGCAUAAAUGAGCAGGAUACAAGUCAGAAAUCGUACAUGUGGACUGAUAGUUUGGCUGGUUUCCUAAUUCCGGUAAGCAUAAUUUUGUUGUGCUUAGCUACUUUUUGUGCCUAAGUGGCUCUCUGAAACUGGACCCAUGUCUUGAAUAAGAAUUUUGUUCUUGAAGGAGCACAGCAAUUUUCUUCUGGUAAAGGACACUUCUCUAUGAGUAAAAUUUUAAAUUUUUAUGUGAACUGUGCAAAGCAGCAACUGUGAACAGCAGCAAACAUACAGGGCACCGCGGCAAUGUCUGUGGGUGCCGUGGGGUUAUUUGAAAGCCUGUCAUACCCAAUUCAAUACCCCGCAUGGGUGACUCCCAAGAAUGGGUUUUGGGUACCAGUACAACAAAUCAAGACAAUAGACUGAUCCAUUAGGCUUGGCUUACGGCGCACGUGUGGGCAAAGGUCACCACAGCAGCAAACACACAGGGCACCGCGGCAAUGUCUGUGGGUGCCGUGGGGUUGUUUCAAAGCCUGUCAUACCCAAUUCAAUACCCCGCCUGGGUGACUCCCAAGCAUGGGUGUUGGGUACCAGUACCCAUCACAACAAAA
Messenger RNA from Asterias rubens (European starfish), 3233 nucleotides. Its product is annotated as trifunctional enzyme subunit alpha, mitochondrial-like. The record is from RefSeq and is a predicted model, not a curated record. Lineage: Eukaryota; Metazoa; Echinodermata; Asteroidea; Forcipulatida; Asteriidae. Bases 27 to 2333 code for a protein of 768 amino acids. Gene Ontology annotation, molecular function: enoyl-CoA hydratase activity; long-chain (3S)-3-hydroxyacyl-CoA dehydrogenase (NAD+) activity; NAD+ binding. Gene Ontology annotation, cellular component: mitochondrial fatty acid beta-oxidation multienzyme complex; mitochondrion. Gene Ontology annotation, biological process: fatty acid beta-oxidation. The transcript is spliced from 21 exons.